AAGAACAUGUAGCUUGUUCAAGCUGCGUACGUUUCGAUGCAGAAGAAAGAAUGAGAUUGUGGCGAUUUCGCACUGGAUCGAUUCUUCGAAGGUUUUUUAUUGGAUUAGUCAUCUUAAGCAUAAUAUCAUGUUGGAUUUUAGUGUACCACGCUUCGAAGGAUUUGAAAGCUGUGAAACGUGCGCCCGUGUUCACAGAAGAAAAAUGCUAUCAGCGACGAACUUCAAGCACUGUUCAUUUAGGAUCUCCAGAACUCUACGAGUUAGGGAACAACAUAUCUCACAAACUAGAGAAAAGACUCUUGGUUGCAAUUCGAAAAACUUCCAUAACGUUUCGAGCGGAGAUCGCUGCAGAAUUAGAAGCAAAUCGCUUCCCUCAUCAAUUUGUUUAUCUCGAACCAGGAGACAAAACGGUUAUUCCAGAGCUGACGAAUUUUGGUGUUGGAAAGUUUUCUGCUGUGAUAUUUGAAAGCAUCAAGUUUUAUUUAGCGCUAGGAAAAGCCAACAAACAAUUGAUCGACGAUUAUUGUCGUAAAUUCGCUAUUGGAAUUAUUUUAUUUUCAGAACAAGAAGUGUACGAACCUGAUAUACAUGCAUUCAAAGAAUUUCACUUAGCUAUUAAGACGGGUGUUGACAAUCUUCAAGAUGUCGAACUUAAUCCAAAGGCAUGCUUACUUAGACUCACUCGAGCAGGCGGUAUCAUUGAGAAACCUACGAGUUCAAAAUGGAACGUGUUCUUUCCAAAUCAUAGCACUUACGAAGCUGUUGAAUUUGCGACACUGGAAGUCACGACUACAACAUUGCACCUCGAUAAUCAAGAGGACAAUUUUCUACAUGAGAAAGUCACAAGAACUCGAUACACUACAGUCCUUGCAGAUCUUGGACUCGUCGAUGGCAUACGACGUGUUUACUUCGGAAGUGGCUUGUCUUUUUGGCUUCAUAAGUUAUUGUUCAUCGACUCCCUGUCAUUUGUCUCUAGAGGGCAAUUUGCACCAUCCCUCGAAAGAAAAAUUGUUGUAGACAUCGAUGAUAUAUUUGUUGGAAGACCAGGGAUUCGCAUGACCAAAGAAGAUGUACAGGUAGUAGCUUAUAUAUAUAUUUUAUAGCCAAUGUUUCUUUUAUUUUGCAUUGAUAAAGCCAGAUAUCAUUCAAAACUCUUCUUGGCUUCUCCAUAGCAUUUUUAAUUAUUUCACAAACAUGCUAUUGAUUUGCUCAAUACAAAUAAUUGUUAGGCAUGUAGUUAUUGAUAGGCACAAAUUUUUGAAAAGAACUCAUUGUAGCUAUUACUAAAAUGUAAAUAUUUCUUCCUGCCCGCUGUCUUGUUGUAUAAAAACUGAUACUCUCCUUAAAAUUAAAGGAGAUUAACAGGUAAACAUCAAAUUUAAAUUGCUUUAAGUAGAUUAUUUUAAAUGUUUAAUUAUGUUCCUAAAUUGUGUCUGAAUAAUUUAGAGGCUUCUAAGAGAGAGAAGUUCACCAUAGCUACACUAUUCUUUUUUUGUAAAACUCUUUGAGAUGCCAAAGCAAGCAAAAAGGGAACAACAAAAACAAAACAUAUUUAUCUUAACAGCUAAAUUAUUACAUGCAUCAUCUGUAAAUAAGCUUACUUCAAGUGAAAAAGAGAUGCAGUUGGGUGUUCAUUAUUGUUUCAAGACACUUAUGAUACAAUAAUUUGGCCUAUGUGAAUAAUUAUUCUAAAACACAUGUGUAUAAAUAUAUGACUUGUACCACUGAAACCCAGUUCAUACAGUCUCCAAAGGGACAUGCCAACAUCUCAGAAUUGUCACGAUGUCUGUAUCGAGCAGGCAUUCAGAGAUAACUGCCAACUCAAUGACACUUGUUUUGUCAAUGCUCAGACUAAAGCAUACAUCUGUUAUGCAACAGGAUAUUGGGUUAUGUCUCGACUGUCAUUUAAAUGCAAUUGGGUGAACUUUUUGCUUGUGGAGUAAUUGUCCCAAGGGGGACUAGAAUUAGGGUGAGGGGAUGGGGAGCUCCCAAAUAAAAGGACGGGGAUGCUUGUCUUUUUGCCUAAGGGUGUACAUUGCAGAUUUUGUCUCAUUUAGGGUGUUCAGGUUGAUAAAUCAAUAUUUUUACCCAGGGCUGUCAACCGCCCAUGUCUUUAAAUAUUGAGAAUUGAUAGGGAAGGGAUGAUAUAUAGGUGACUUCAUAAGGUAUGACACAUGACAUCAUUUGUGCAAAAAAUGCCUGUUGACUCCGAUCAUCACAAAUUUGCAAUGGCACAAAACGCACAAAAAAGAUGUUGUUGGCAUUUGUAACAUUUAAGCUGAUUGGUUUACUUCCCACCAAUCACAUUAUCGCUUAAAUUACAAUGGCAUGCCGGAGUUUAUGAGGAAAUGUUUGACGUUAACAGUUAAAUAACUCAUACAAUGCAAAAUAUUUAAAAUUUUAUUGUUGGAAAGUUGAGUCAACAAGAAUGGCAAACUUCGGCAAUUAGCCUUGAGAUUUCAGACUCUAAUCUCAGGAGACUGGGAGAUACAGUCUAAAAUCUGGAGUCACCCGGAUUAUUUGGUAGAGUUGCAAUUGACAGCUCUGCCAAAUCUGUCAUAUUUGUUUCUCAACACUUAGUUGGGCAAGAAUUAACACUUGAUAUAAAACAGAGUGAAUAUGGGUAAAUUUUUAUAAUGGUGCGUGCCCCCACUGCUAAAGUUCAAGAUUUUCCUGGUUGCUUAAAUACACAUAAAUGCACGUCUUUCCAGCAUAACCCCUUACUGCCUCCUUCCCAAAAUAAGAAGUUUCUUGUGGAGGCCUCCUGCAGACUCCUUCAACGGUAUUUUCCCCAUCUAUGCCUACCCCCACCUGCAAGAGCCUAGUCUUCCCGCCCUGACUUAAUUUUUUCCUUGUCCUAUAACUUUUCUGGAGAGCACUGCUAUCCAUAAAUUACAGGUACAGUGACUGUCAAACCCUGCUUUACAGACACCCGCUUAAUAUGGACACCUCAUACCAUUAUGGACAGUUUGCUUUGCCCCUUGGGGAAAGAAAACCCUUAUAUUUUCUCUAAAUUCAACCCACUGAAUAUGGACACCUGUUAAUACGGACACUUUCUAUGGCCCCCUUCAAUGUCUGUAUUAAAUAUAUGGGGUUUGACUGUAUUUAUAUAUAACAAACAAUGUCCCAUCAUACUUUGUUGUGUUUACUGUUUCCAUAGAAACUUUAAAACACUAUGCAGUCAAGUUGUGUCUGUAAUGUCUGUAAUUAAGAAAAGCGAUAAUUCUGAAGGCCACAUACUAAAGACUAUGUGAUUCAGUUUGUAAACAUGGAGCGUCUAUCAUGUUCUAGUUGUUGCUAUUAUAUCAAUCUAUUUUUUUCUAGUAAAAAGAAAUUUUGCAAAAAAAAGUUAAUUGUGGUCUAUCACGUGCUGCAAAACAUGAAGACAAAGUGUGACUCGUUGUGUUGAAAAAUAUUUUUGUUUAUGCAAGAAGUCAUGCUUUAUUUUCUUUUUUUCAUCGGCCUGCUAGGACAUAGCAAGCUGAUAAAAUCGCAAUUGCACAACACACAUAACAAAAACUGUAAACACAGCAUUCAAUGUUAACAUCUUCAGGACAGUGACAAUCACUAUAGCUCUUAUGUGGCUGUUUGUUUUAGUACAGUGCGGGCCUGAACUUAGAAAACCAAAAUAUAUAAGUAAUAAAUGUCUGGAAAAUAUGUGUACAUAUGUCAGGCCAGGGGCAUACAUGAUCACGAGUCUGAAGUGACGGACAUAUGUGUUACAGGUCAAAAUUAAAUUUAGGUUAAAAUUUUUUAAAGCAGGUAGAUUCUCAAUUUUCUUUGUCUCCUAGCCCUAAUUAUUCAUGAAUUAGGGCUAGGAGACAAAGAAAAUUGAGAAUCAACUUUUUGUAGGUUAAAAUUUUUUUUACCUGAAUUUAAUUUUGACCUGAGAUAUAUGCAUCUGCUCUGAAAUGCAUCAUUGCAUAUUUAGACUCAUUAUUAUGUAUGAACUAUCUCUUUUAUACUUUAAGUGAAGCCUAUGCCAUACCCAGAUUGGUGUCCAUUUGGGGUUUAAAUCAAAUUUGUCGGCCAGCAUCCCUACUGACCUGCCAAAUGUUUUUAAUAUGUAUUUUUUUCUUGAUUGUAAAGUAUUGGACGACAGACAUCUUUUGAGUUUCAUUAUUUGUUUAUUGCAGGCAAUGAUUUCAGUUCAAAAGAAACUCCAAGAGCGGGUACCAGGCUUCCACUUCAACCUUGGUUUCUCUGGUGGUUAUUUCCUACAUGGUAAUGAUGAGGAAGACGAGGGGGAUUGGGAAUUAGUAAAGAAUGCCGACAAAUUUUGGUGGUUCAGCCACAUGUGGCUUCAUCAAAAAGCUCAUACACGGAACACUUUAGAAGAGAUGGUGGAAGAUCUGAAGAAAAACUUAGAAUUUGCCAAGGUGAGGGGCAGGCUGAAUGCACAGAAUUUUGAUUAGAGAUGCUAUAACCUUUUGAGAUCUAAAGUCUGGAGGUCUACUCUCUCUUUUGCAGUACCACCAAAUAUAAUCAACCAAUCCCCCCUGUAGCCCCCUUCCCUUCCCCCCCGAUAAACACCAAUUGACCCAGUCCCUAUAUUAUUAUAUGGUUGUGGCAGCUCAGGGCUUUAUAAUUAUAUAGCCUUAUGUAAGGUGUACAGAUCACCAAAAUUGACUUUUAUGUUUGUAAUGAUGUAACAAUCUUUGUUAGUGAAGAAACAUAUACAAAAAUGCCCAAGAAACCAUACCAUGUGCCCAAACAUGUUUCAAAAGUUUUGAAAAAUAAUGGAUGGUUAAAUUUGCCAGCAGCUGAUGCUGAGCUACUCCCAGUGUAUCUUAGGAAGAAAUAUUGUGGUUCACCUAUGCCUUGUUGUACCAUUGCAGCCCUGUUCGUGAUCUUGUGUCAAAUUAUCCCUUGCAUAACUGACAUGGAGCUUCUUCAGUACACUCCUUUAAUGCUAAGCAUUUUUAUUCUUUCCUGAUCUUGAUUACUAAGGGUGUGUUCGAUUGGGAAAUCUGGAUUUGGAUUUUAAAAUCCGGAUUUCGGAUUUGCAAUCGAACGCGAAAUCCGAAAACGUAUUUCAAUGCUUAGAUAUCUGUUUUUGGAUUUUCAUUUUUACCGUUUGAUUGGGAAAUCCGAAAAAGGAUUUGCUAAACUGUCCUUAAGAACAGUGGUCUUGCACGCCCACGCAUAAUUAGGAAAAAGAAGACUGCUGUUCACGAGAAGAGUGUUGCAAAUCCGUUUUUGGAUUUCUCAAUCGAACAGUAAAAAGGAAAUCCAAAAAAUCCGGAUUUGGAUUUCUUAAUUUAUACUACUACAUGAGAAAUUUCUGCAAUCUGAUUGGCUUAGAGCAGUGGUAUUUCAGCUUAAUUUGAAAUACCUACAUGUGAAAAUUACAAACCUUUUGCGGGUAGUAGUAUAAACAAAUAAUAGCAUGAUUCGUAUGUGAUAUUUGGUACAAAUACCACUCAUGAUAUUUCAAAAUUGUCUCAAAUUUCACCCGCCUAACGGCUCGUGAAAUUUAGGUAUAACAAUUUUGACAUAUCACUCGUGGUAUUUAUGCCAAAUAUCACUACAAAUCAUGCUAUUACCUAUACUGAAAUCCACCCUGAGGACGGAUUUCUGGGAGGUGAAAUCGGUUUCCGGACUUCACGUUCGCUUGGGAAAUCCGGAUUUAGAUUUUCAAAAUCUAAAUCCGGAUUUCCCAAUCGAACGCAUCCUAAGGCUCUGUGGGGGGUUAUGCUGGAAAGUGGAUUUAUGUGUAUUUAGUAUAGAGUAGCAGGUUGCAAAGAAAGUCAGUUUUACAGUUUGCCAUUCGGGCAAGUUGUUGCUGGUAUGUACUAGCUGAAGAGUCUUUUAAGUAGCCAACAAAAAUUUUUGAUGAGCAGCAUUGAUUACAGUUCUUCUGUAAUUUGAAUUUCCAAAAAAACUUCACUUGCCCUUGGGACAAGUCAAGAACAGGAUUCACUAGUGCGAUUGCAAAAUCCACUAGCCCUGGGCUAUCGGACACGACUUUCUUUGCACACUGAGUAGUGNUUAGGAAAAAGAAGACUGCUGUUCACGAGAAGAGUGUUGCAAAUCCGUUUUUGGAUUUCUCAAUCGAACAGUAAAAAGGAAAUCCAAAAAAUCCGGAUUUGGAUUUCUUAAUUUAUACUACUACAUGAGAAAUUUCUGCAAUCUGAUUGGCUUAGAGCAGUGGUAUUUCAGCUUAAUUUGAAAUACCUACAUGUGAAAAUUACAAACCUUUUGCGGGUAGUAGUAUAAACAAAUAAUAGCAUGAUUCGUAUGUGAUAUUUGGUACAAAUACCACUCAUGAUAUUUCAAAAUUGUCUCAAAUUUCACCCGCCUAACGGCUCGUGAAAUUUAGGUAUAACAAUUUUGACAUAUCACUCGUGGUAUUUAUGCCAAAUAUCACUACAAAUCAUGCUAUUACCUAUACUGAAAUCCACCCUGAGGACGGAUUUCUGGGAGGUGAAAUCGGUUUCCGGACUUCACGUUCGCUUGGGAAAUCCGGAUUUAGAUUUUCAAAAUCUAAAUCCGGAUUUCCCAAUCGAACGCAUCCUAAGGCUCUGUGGGGGGUUAUGCUGGAAAGUGGAUUUAUGUGUAUUUAGUAUAGAGUAGCAGGUUGCAAAGAAAGUCAGUUUUACAGUUUGCCAUUCGGGCAAGUUGUUGCUGGUAUGUACUAGCUGAAGAGUCUUUUAAGUAGCCAACAAAAAUUUUUGAUGAGCAGCAUUGAUUACAGUUCUUCUGUAAUUUGAAUUUCCAAAAAAACUUCACUUGCCCUUGGGACAAGUCAAGAACAGGAUUCACUAGUGCGAUUGCAAAAUCCACUAGCCCUGGGCUAUCGGACACGACUUUCUUUGCACACUGAGUAGUGUGAAGAGUCUUUAACAUCAAAGUAAGUGAUUGAUGAUAACCUUGUUUCUUUCUUUUUGACAAGGAACAUAAACUUCCUGUGAAUACCACUUACGCUGUUGCUCCUCACCACUCGGGUGUUUUCCCUCCUCAUGAUAUACUCUAUGAGGCUUGGAAGAGAGUUUAUGGUUUAAAAGUGACGUCAACUGAGGAAUACCCCCAUAUUUAUCCAGCAAGGUUCCGCAGAGGCUUUGUCUAUAAAAAUAUCAAGGUAAUAAUCUACAUUUUACAACAGUAGUACCAAGACAAGCAUUCUUGAAUAGUAACUAUACUUCGAUGUGUGGUGACAACAGUCAAUUCUCUAACGGCUGCAAUUUAAACUUAAGGGUAUACCCUAAAGUUGACCCAUGAUAAGGUGUAAGGGGUUAAUUAAAAGUCUUUUGAGUCAAUAGUGAGCAUAAAGGGGAUCACUGCUGGAUUAAUGACAACGCUUUUGUUGAUCUAGUAGUAAGUCCAAAGGUUAUAGCAUGCGUACAAGAUCCAAGGUCAAAAUGCUUAUGCUCAGUAAUCCUUUGCUUUGAACAAGUUCCAUGUGAUAAAAGGUCAAAAUAUGCGUGAUCAGAUCACGAGUGAUAGAAAAUCAAAAACUGUGUGGUCAGAUUAAGUUCUUUGAAUUCCAUUCAUUUUUAUUAGAAGUUGAAACAAAAUUCAAUAUAUGCUAAAAAAUGUGCAGCACAUGGGUAAGAGCAGCCUGGAAAUUAGGGUUGCAAACUCCACUGGUCGCCUGCAUUAUUAUUAAUUUCCACUUGGGCCAAUUUUUAGGUUCUUCCGCGUCAAACCUGUGGCCUCUAUACGCACACAUUAAAUCUAAAGGAUUAUCCAAGAGGAGAAGAGAGACUAAGAGAUAGCAUCCAUGGUGGUGAACUUUUCCAAGUUGUCAUUAAUAAUCUAGUAAGUAAUCAAAUAAAUUAUUAAUAUUACAAAAAAAUAUUAUACUUUAACACCAACAAUUGUUGAAAGUUUAGAAGAGCUUUCAGAACCCAUCUGGAUCUCCUCAUCAGUGAUGACGGUUGCUGUUAUUUGCAGCCUCGUUUUGAUGAGGCUGCAAAAUUGUUCCGUAAAUAGCCCUGAUCACGCCAGUUCAUUUCCGGCCACCACUGAUUGCCUUUUUUGUUUUGAUUUUAUUCACAGAUUUCUGUAUUCAUGACACAUUUGUCAAAUUAUGGGAAUGACCGCCUAGCACUAAUUGUCUUUGAUAGCCUAACAAAAUAUCUUCAGUGCUGGACUAAUUUGAAACUUAGCUCUGAGCACCCAACAGACUUAGCUGAGCGCUACUUCUCCAUGUAUCCUGAAGAAGUGGACCCCAUAUGGCAGGUAAUUUUCUGAUAAGUAACAUCAUACCCAGUGCAUGCAGAAAACUGGAAUUGCAACGACAGUGGAGUGCAAUUUCAAUUAGGGGGAGGUGGGAAGCUGCACUUGAAAACUCAUGCCAGAGACAUGAGUGGGGGGCAUCCACCCCAGCAAAUUUUUGAAAUCUAGAGGCUUGGAAAUGGUAUUUUCAAGGUUCUCUAAGAAAACUCAGCCUGGAUACGGUGUAAAAGGACAGGUACUGCUAGUGCUUACAGCCUGUACCUGUACCCUCCCCCCACCCCCCAAAGAAAGUGCAGGGAGGGCUAGGAGCAAAAAGCUAAAAUGGAUGCACACGAUGAUGAUGAUGGCAAUGAAAACAUUGCUGAAGAUGAAUUUGUGUCCUUUCAAACUUUAUCAAUAUUUGUCAAAUGUAGGCAAUUUCUCCUGGAGUUGAAUCCAGAAGAGAAAGGAAACUUUGUUGACGUAUGUUCAUCGCAUCCUUCAUAAAACAUCACACUAGGUGGUUUCACAUCGUAGUUGUGCAGUGGACAUCAAAGAAAUGUACUAAAAUGCGUGAUGCACAUCCAAGGCUGUUUUGCUCAUAAAACCAAUUGUUUUUGAUGUUGUUGUUGUCAUCCUCAUUGUGGUUGUUUAAGCUCCCUAUAAUCCUUGCUGGAACACUGUAAUGAUUGAUCUCUUUGUGGAUAGAAUCCCUGUUUGGAUGCACGCCAUAUGAAAAUCUGGAACCUCAACAAGAGCUGCCAUAAACUUCCAUCCUUCCUUGUUGUUGGUCCUCAGAAGACAGGAACAACAGCACUGUACACAUUUCUCAAAAUGCAUCCUGAUAUUUUGAGCAGUGAGCAAAGUAUCAACACUUUUGAGGAGGUACAGUUCUUCAACGGACAUAACUACAACAGAGGUGUUGACUGGUGAGUGAAGUUUGCUUUUAUUUCCUUAGAUAAGCAGCCAUUCUCCAGUUCCUCAUAGGAGUGGUAUGCAUGCCCUACUCUGAAUUUCAAAACCCUCUGUUUCACAUAUUGAGGAGGAUUAGCUCUGUCCCUGUCUUUAUUUUCUACUACUGUUAGUUAUUGAUUUUGUGCUUAUCUGUGUUGCCAUCAAAGUGUCAAUCCAUCUGUGUUUUGUUUGUCGCCAUUAUUUUUAUCUGUCUUAUGUUGCCUCAAGAUAAGGCCAUGUCGCCUGUCAGAAUUUAUGCUAACUGGGCCUCAUGUUUGAUUGAUAAGCACUUGCAAAUGUACACUCUCAUAAGCUCAACCCCCUCCCUCCUCCCCCUCUGCCCAAAAAAGGAACAGUAAUAGGGAAUAGAUUAACAGCAACAACAACAAUUACAGCAAAUAGAAAAAGAAAACAGCUACAAACACAAAACUUAAGUAAAUACAUGUGAUCUGUGUCCCUGCAGGUAUAUGGAUUUCUUUCCUGAUGUUACAAACAAGAGCAACACCAUCUUGUUUGAGAAGAGCGCAAAUUAUUUUGACAGCAAAGUAACACCAUUGAGGGCUCAUGCUCUGCUGCCAAAAGCUAAGAUCAUCACUAUUUUUUUCAAUCCAGUAAAGAGAGCUUACUCUUGGUACCAAGUAAGUUUACUAUGAUAGCUGUAUGGUACGUAUAUAAUUCAUUACAAGUUACAUCAGAGCUUCUCUUUAUUAUUAUUUUAUUUUUCUAGCUUUUGUCAAUUGUUGGCAUGGUGACUGUAACAAGACAGUCAACUAUGGGACCAUAAAGGUCCCCACAUCCAUGAAAAAUGGACCACACCACCAGGUUCACCUCCCUUAGUGUUUUUGAACAACGACAUGGGUUCUUUCAUUGGUGUCACAAAAACUUAGACCCGUAAAAUCUGUUGUGAAAUAACCCCUUACUGUUUCAUUUUCUUCUCAAAAAAUUCAUGCUCAAAGAUUAAUAACUUGGAAGACUUUCAGGGGCCAGUGAUAGCAAGUUUGACAUGCUGGUCAUUACUUGGCCAUGCUGCCUACCUGGUUUCAAUUUCAUGGCAGUUAACUGAAGCUAGGUACUGAGUACUCAGUUCUUAUGGAUAUUUAAAUUUGGGGGGGGGGGAUCCAGACCCCCCCCACCCCCCCUCCCCCCCCCCCCCCCCCCCACACACACACACAAACUCUGGAUCUGCCACUGCCUUCUUCAUAAUCUGCUGUUUCCACUAGACCUGUUCCAUAAUUAUUAUUGUUUUCUUUUAGCACAUGAAAAGUCAUGGCCUGGCUGCAGCGCAAAUUCCAUUCUAUAAAGUUUUGACAAGUGUAAAUACCACAGAGAAAAGGGAAGUCAGAGCUCUUGGUCAAAGAUGUUUAACACCUGGAUUGUAUGCCGAGCAUUUAGAGAGAUGGUUGUCAUACUACUCCCCUUCCCAGGUAUUUAUACUGUACCGAAUUUUGUUUCUUCACAAAAGUAAGCGAGAAUUCCAAGAGCCUGGUGUGUACUUAACGAUUCCUUAAAACAGAACAGUCAAGUGACAAGCUCAUUAUAUUUCUCGACUCGAUUCUUCAAAUCGGGACUCAUUUCAUUCUCAAGACUUGAUUUUCGAAAGUUUUGAGAUUCGAGAAUUGAGUCUUGAGUCUAGAGGAGCGAGAGGCUUGUGAGUGUCAACUUUUGAGCGGUACUGUACUGCACACGUGUUUCAAUCCUUUUACUCCUAACUGAGUGGCCAAAGUAAAAAUUGCUCCCAAAUUUCAAAUUUCCUUUUUAAUGUAAAAUUGUAAGAAUUAAUGCAGUACUAAGCAAAAUUUUUGCAGAAAAGGUUUCCACCAUAGGGUUUCCUCCACUGAUUUGAAAAGUAAGAUUGACAGAACUUCUUAUAACUUGGUCCAGGAGUUAAGUGGGCUGAGACUUAUAAUAAGCUUUCAUAAUGGACACCUUGCAUAAAAGCCAUUUACAGUGUGAAUUUCAUACCAGCUUUUAAUUAAAACAGUGACUGUUUUAUGUUUUUAGAUUCUUAUCCUUGAUGGUGAUAAACUAAGGAAUCGUCCUGCAGAUGUAAUGCUGGAGGUGCAAAGGUUUCUUGGUGUUAGUGUGUAUGAUUACAACAAACGACUUAGGUAUGUCUGUUAACGCUGUUAAUAAUUAUUUUUUAAAUUAUAUUUUCCAUUUCUUUUUAAAGACCUACCUUAUGGAUGUUAUCUCUAGUUCUCCUCCCUACCCCUCCUCCCAAAAUCUAGAUGUAGGAAAUUUUAGCUUGGUUAAAGAGUUACACUUUUUAUCCUCCAUUAGUGUUACUUGAAAAUGUCAUUGUCUUCUGGUCAUAUUACUAUUAUUAUACAAGAUAUUUCAAAUGGGUUUCAAAUAUUUAUUCACUGCUCUUUCAGAUUUGACAAGCGCAAGGGAUUUUAUUGCCAGGUGACAUCUCAUGGUGGCACAAAUUGUCUUGGCAAAGGUAAAGGUCGGCACUAUGGGCCCAUGGAUGCAAAAUCUCAGCGUUUCUUAGAAAGUUAUUACAAGCAGCCAAACAAAAACCUUGUGGACUUGCUUCAGCUAUUAAAAAAACCUCUUCCAGAGUGGCUAAAACCGAAGAGAUAAUUUAGUCGAUAGCUAGUCAGAAUUUUAUCUUUUUCUUAAUCUCGUAAGAGAAGCAAUUUUCAAUUUUCUUAUGACUGAAGUUCUUAAAUGUUAUUUUUAAUGAUAAUGUCAGGAAACUUACAAAUAGCAAAGAAUAAGAAUUUAUAUGUGUGAGAUAAUAAGUGAUCUUUUCUUUACAAAUCAUAAAAGUUUGAGGCCCACUGAUUAUUCCUCAGAGCAAAUAUAUACCUACCAAACUUAUCCAAACUUUCGAAAACUUACAAAAGAGUAACAAAUGUAUGCAUUUUAUGAGUAACAUUAAUAUUAUUACCGGUAUCCCAUUAUACCUUUAACUCUCAAAAUCUGACUAGUAAUUCUUCUUUCUGGCUGCUAUCAUGUCCUUAUACGUUAUUUAAGAGAAUUGAAAGUUGUGUCAAGAUAACAUCCUCUAUAGCUGAUACAUUUGUCGAUUCUCGUCACCUGUCUGCAGGACAUUGUUUUGAUAUUACAGGGAAAAGUACUUACAUGCAGAUCACUCCUGAGAGUGAAAGGGUUAACUUUUAAAGCUAAACUGAUCCAGAAGGAAUUUGUAUUCAGUUUGUUGGUGGGAAAUUUUUUUACAGCCAUUUAACCCUUUAAACCCUAAGAGUGAUCAGCAUCAAAUUUCGCCUUGUAAUAUCAGUUCUUUGUAAAACAGAGUGGUUAUGAGAGUUACGGACAUGAUCACACAAGAUGAAUUUGCUUGAUGUUUUAUCAACUUCUCCCCACUACUUCUGUAGGAAAUGAAUGUGGGCAACAAAUGAGAAUUCAUAUUUUGAUCUUGGGGUUUAAGGGUUAAGAUCCCUUUUUUGUUAACACCAGUAUAUGACUCUAUCAUUUGCAUUAACAUUUAAAACAUACUGACCAAUCCUAAUUAUCAUAAAAUAGUACUUGGGAAAAAUGUCACUUGGUCUGAUCAGAGUAGAACAUAUAAAAAUAUAAUAUACUUGAUAAAAAUACCCCUUUAUCACCUAGCUAGAAGCUAAAUGUUUACGCUAAACACAAAACAAUAAAAUAAUGUUAGAAAUAAUGGAAUUAAAAUUAACAUACAUUAAGCAGCUGAAAAUUAANAAAAUAUAAUAUACUUGAUAAAAAUACCCCUUUAUCACCUAGCUAGAAGCUAAAUGUUUACGCUAAACACAAAACAAUAAAAUAAUGUUAGAAAUAAUGGAAUUAAAAUUAACAUACAUUAAGCAGCUGAAAAUUAAGGUUUAAUCCAGC
This is a messenger RNA of Porites evermanni, 12939 nucleotides long. Lineage: Eukaryota; Metazoa; Cnidaria; Anthozoa; Scleractinia; Poritidae. The record is from the annotation of a GenBank genome assembly.